ACUCCAAACACCCCUUUAAAUUAAUUAAUCUUUAUUAAUAAUCUUGAAAACUUCCCCCUUGAGCUCAACCUGCUUCUCUUCUGCCCUCUCUUCUCUCUAUAGAUUGAACCCAUGGUGAAUGAUCGGCGACAAUAAUUUCUGUCCCCUCAUGAUAAAUUUCGAGAUAUCAUAACAUUCCCCUUCUUUGUCUGCACAAGACUUUCGGAAGAUGAUCUUUUCCAGGAUCAGCCGCUCCCUUUCGCGCUCUGCUCGUUCUAAUAAUUUGCUGCAUGGCGAUGGGACCCGAACCGUCCCAAACCGCCUCUUAGCGCCCAGAACGCAAGCUCAUUACUGUGGAGCAGAAGGGGGAUUGGGGAUUUUGAGGGGUUAUUCAGCUUUGGUUGGAGCUCGCAAAUCCUUCCUUUCCAGUUGGUCUGUUGUUAGAUAUCUUUCAGCUAACCCUACACUUUACCGGCUGUACUCUAGUGAAGGCCCAGAGAAAAAGAAUUAUGAGAACUUCUACCCGAAAGAUAAGAAGGAAAGUCCAAAGGGAAGUGAGCAAAAAUCUGAGUCUAAAGAUGAAUCAAACACGAACACAGAUGAUCAUGGAAAUUUUAAUGAAACUUUCAUUAAGCAAUUUCAGAGUCUAUUGACACCUUUACUGGUGAUUGGGCUAUUUCUUUCAUCAUUUUCUCUUGGUCCCCAUGAACAGCAAGAGAUAAGCUUUCAAGAGUUUAAGAACAAGCUUUUGGAGCCAGGAUUGGUAGAUCAUAUUGUAGUUUCAAAUAAAUCUGUUGCUAAAAUAUAUGUAAGGAAUUCUGCUGGCAAUCAAACAGACAGUGAUCUCGUACGAGGGCCUGCCCCUGCUACUGUUGGGGGAACUAGCAGCCAUUACAAGUACUACUUCAAUAUUGGAAGUGUUGAGUCUUUUGAGGAGAAGCUAGAGGAAGCACAGGAAGCACUAGGCAUUGACCCUCAUAAUUAUGUGCCUGUCACAUAUGUCUCUGAAAUGGUUUGGCACCAUGAAUUAAUGAGGUUUGCUCCCACCAUCUUGCUUUUGGGAUCUCUCCUUUAUAUGGGAAGGAGAAUGCAAGGUGGACUUGGUGUUGGUGGUAAUGGCAAUAAGGGUGCCCGUGGAAUAUUCAACAUUGGAAAAGCCCAUGUUACUAAAUUUGAUAAAAACUCCAAGAACAAGGUCUAUUUUAAAGAUGUUGCUGGAUGUGAUGAGGCUAAGCAAGAAAUUAUGGAGUUUGUUCAUUUUCUCAAGAGUCCGAAAAAAUAUGAAGAAUUGGGAGCGAAAAUUCCAAAAGGUGCACUUCUAGUUGGCCCUCCUGGCACAGGGAAAACACUUCUAGCAAAAGCCACUGCUGGGGAAUCUGGUGUGCCAUUUCUCUCUAUUUCUGGUUCUGAUUUCAUGGAGAUGUUUGUUGGGGUUGGACCAUCUAGGGUGAGAAACUUGUUUCAAGAAGCAAGGCAGUGUGCACCCAGUAUAAUAUUUAUUGAUGAGAUUGAUGCUAUUGGUCGAGCAAGGGGCCGUGGAGGUUUCUCUGGUGCCAAUGAUGAGCGUGAAAGUACAUUAAAUCAAUUGUUGGUUGAAAUGGAUGGUUUUGGAACCACUUCUGGGGUGGUUGUGCUUGCUGGCACAAAUAGACCUGAUAUUUUAGACAAAGCCCUGCUUAGGCCAGGGCGAUUUGACCGCCAGAUUACUAUUGAUAAACCUGAUAUUAAAGGCCGCAAUCAAAUAUUCCAGAUCUAUCUGAAAAAGAUCAAACUUGAUCAAGCACCUUCAUAUUAUUCGGAGAGGCUUGCAGCACUUACUCCUGGAUUUGCUGGAGCAGACAUUGCUAAUGUAUGCAAUGAAGCUGCUCUGAUUGCUGCCAGAAAUGAUGUAACGGAAGUCACAAUGAAACACUUUGAGGCAGCUAUUGAUCGGAUCAUCGGUGGGUUGGAGAAGAAGAACAAGGUAAUAAGCAAGCUUGAAAGGCGUACUGUUGCAUACCAUGAAUCAGGCCAUGCCGUUGCUGGCUGGUUCUUGGAACAUGCAGAGCCGCUAUUAAAAGUAACUAUAGUUCCUCGUGGCACAGCUGCUCUUGGGUUUGCCCAGUAUGUUCCGAAUGAGAACCUUCUGAUGACAAAGGAGCAGCUUUUUGAUAUGACUUGCAUGACCCUUGGUGGUAGGGCAGCCGAGCAGGUUCUCAUAGGGAAAAUCUCAACAGGAGCACAAAAUGACUUGGAGAAAGUGACUAAGGUGACAUAUGCACAAGUAGCAGUUUAUGGUUUUAGUGACAAAGUGGGCCUGCUUUCUUUCCCUCCCACAGAAGACUCAUUCGGGAUGUCGAAACCAUACAGCAGCAAGACUGCUGCAAUGAUCGACUCAGAAGUGCGAGAAUGGAUAGGUAAAGCAUACAAACGAACUGUGCAGCUGAUUGAGGAACACAAGGAGCACGUGGCUCAAAUUGCUGAGUUAUUGCUGGAGAAAGAAGUACUGCACCAGGAUGAUUUGGUUCGAGUACUGGGUGAGCGGCCAUUCCAGACGGGUGAAGUCACCAAUUAUGAUCGAUUCAAGCAAGGUUUUGAGCAGGAAGUGGAAAAGAUUGUGCAAGAGAGCUCAAGCCCGGUGAGUAAUAAUGGGCCAGAAGACGAGGAGGGGUCUUCGUUACAGCCUCAGGUUGUUCCUUCAUGACCAAGGGGUCUAUUGAUGUGAAAUGUACAUGAAUGACUGUUUUGUUGGAAUUACUAUUAUUUGACUGACUUUACUUUUGGGGAAAGUUGUAUAAUGCCGGCUCAAAUAAAUUUUCAUUGGAUACGAAUUUUGCCUCAAGCCAUCUCUGGCUUGGCUUUUGCUGUUUCCUGCAGUGUACAAAGAUGGCAAUGGAUUUGAUGCAUAGCAAGUAGCGUAGUAAGCUUAAAGCCGUGUUUUUUCAUUUCA
Messenger RNA from Prosopis cineraria, 2908 nucleotides. Its product is annotated as ATP-dependent zinc metalloprotease FTSH 10, mitochondrial-like. Gene Ontology annotation, molecular function: zinc ion binding; ATP binding; metalloendopeptidase activity. The record is from RefSeq and is a predicted model, not a curated record. Gene Ontology annotation, biological process: mitochondrial protein processing; protein-containing complex assembly. Bases 209 to 2662 code for a protein of 817 amino acids. The transcript is spliced from 9 exons. Gene Ontology annotation, cellular component: m-AAA complex; chloroplast thylakoid membrane. NCBI's taxonomy places the organism in Eukaryota, Viridiplantae, Streptophyta, Magnoliopsida, Fabales, Fabaceae.